AUGACGGCAUCUUCUUCAAUUCCAUCAACGGGAGUAGAAAGGGAAAGCACAGCAGCAGAGCCAAAUUGGCUUGAACUACCAAAAGAUUUGGCAAUAAACAUUCUCCAGAGGCUUGAUACUAUUGAAAUUGUCACAAGUGUAUGUCAAGUGUGCCCUUUAUGGUGGAAUAUUUGCAAGGAUCCUCUCAUGUGGCGCACUAUUUCUAUGAUCAAGUCUUCACACUAUCACUAUCCGGAAUGGUUACAUAUGGAUUUGGAGAUGAUUUGCCGCUAUGCAGUUGAGCGAAGUUGUGGUCAACUUCAAGAGAUUGAUAUUGAGUUUUUUUUAACCGAUGAUCUCUUUAAAUACAUAGCUGAUUGUGCAAGUCACCUGCGUUGCAUCCGGCUUGUAGCUUGUGAUGCUGCUGAUAACCUUUCAGAAAAAGGAUUUAUUGGAGGCAUGAAGAAACUUUCGAUGAUAGAGGAGCUUGAAGUUUUAUAUCCCAUCAAACUGUCCCAGAAUUCUAUUGAAGCUGUAGGUGGUUGUUGUCCUCUUCUGAAAUCACUGGAAUGUCAUCUCACUUUCGAUAAGGAAGAAAUAUCUGAUGACGAGUUUUUGGCUGUCGCUAAAACAAUGCCUCGACUACGUCAUCUUAAAAUUUCUCGAAAUAAGCUCUCAUCUGAUGGGAUUCUAAUUGCCAUUCUAAAUGGAUGUCCUCUUCUUGAAUCGCUUGACCUAGGAUUAUGUUUUAGUUUGGAUUUGAGUGAAAGUUUGAGGAAAAGGUGUUAUGAUCAAAUCAAAGAUUGUAAACUUCCAAUAGAUUUUCAUAAAUUUUUACAAAUGUUCGAAUGGAACCUAUCUGGUUAUGAAGAGGACUAA
Messenger RNA from Medicago truncatula (barrel medic), 858 nucleotides. Its product is annotated as putative F-box/LRR-repeat protein 23. The coding region runs from base 1 to 858 and encodes 285 amino acids. The transcript is spliced from 2 exons. Lineage: Eukaryota; Viridiplantae; Streptophyta; Magnoliopsida; Fabales; Fabaceae. Gene Ontology annotation, molecular function: protein binding. The record is from RefSeq and is a predicted model, not a curated record.